Molecule: messenger RNA, 1083 nt
Organism: Hipposideros armiger (great roundleaf bat)
Lineage: Eukaryota; Metazoa; Chordata; Mammalia; Chiroptera; Hipposideridae
Product: olfactory receptor 7G2-like
Exons: 2
Biological process (GO): G protein-coupled receptor signaling pathway
Cellular component (GO): membrane
Molecular function (GO): olfactory receptor activity; G protein-coupled receptor activity
Source: RefSeq, a predicted model, not a curated record
AUGCUGCUGCUACAUGCCUGGGGACCACUCAUUUUAUCUUAUUUUCACCCCAUCUUUUCCACCAGAUUCAUCAACAACACGGAACCUACAAACCAAACAGAUGUUUCAGAAUCCCUACUUCUGAGAUUGACAGAUGAUCCAGAACUACAGCCCCUCCUCUUCUGCCUGUUUCUGUCCUCCAUGUACCUGAUCACUGUGCUGGGGAACCUGCUCAUCAUCCUGGCCAUCAGCUCAGACUCCCACCUCCACAUGCCCAUGUACUUCUUCCUUUCCAACCUGUCCUUGAAUGACAUCUGUUUAAGCACAACCACCACCCCAAAGAUGCUAGUGAAUAUCCAAACACAGAAUCAGAGCAUCACUUUUAUGGGCUGCCUCACCCAGAUUGGCUUUGCGCUGGUUUGGGGUGGAUUUGAGAAUUUUCUCCUUACAUCAAUGGCCUAUGACUGCUAUAUGGCCAUUUGUCACCCUUUGAUAUACACGGUCAUCAUGAGCUCCUGCCUCUGUGUUCUGCUGAUUCUCCUCUCCCUGCUCCUGAGCAUUGUGGUUGCCCUAAAGCACAGUCUGAUAGUGCUGCAGCUGUCCUUCUGUGGAGUCCUGGAAAUCCCCCACUUCUGUGAACUUGCUCAGGUCAUCAAGCUCACUUGUUCUGAUAUCUUCAUCAAUAACUUCCUGAUAUAUUUUGUGGCUAGCCUCUUUGGUGGUGGUAUUCCUCUGUGUGGAAUUAUUUUCUCUUAUACUCAAAUUGUAUCCUCCAUUUUGAGAAUGCCAUCAGCAGGGGGAAAGCUCAAAGCUUUUUCCAUGUAUGGGUCUCACCUGUCAGUUGUCUCCUUGUUCUAUGGGACCACUUGGGGGGUGUAAAUUACAUCUACAAUUACUGACUCUUCCAGGAAGACUGCAGUGGCUUCAGCGAUGUAUAUUGUGAUUUCUCAAAUGAUGAACCCCUUUAUCUACAGCCUGAGGAAAAGGGACAUGAAACAUGCCUUAAGAAAACUAAUUGGUAGAAUACCUUCUUUUCUGAUUUUAUGCCAUUUACUCUGGGCUAUGGUUUCUAGAAUAUGGCAAAGUGUUAGGAAUACUGGGUGA